GUCUGUUUGAAACUGCUCUCACAAAUAGACGCGCCGCGGGGAUGCACCGGCCCGAUUUGGGCAAGCUCGCCGUCUUCUUUGGCACGAGUGACGCCGACUGGACGCAGUCGGGGCGUCAGUUCCUCCUCGGCGUCGCGUACACUCAGGCCAUCCUUGGCUUCACAAACUUUCUCUUCGCAGGGGUCAUCCUCUGGAGCUUCACGGACGGCGACGCCAAACUCGUGGAUGCAACGUCGCCCAAGACGACUGCGAUCGUGUUUUGGCUCCUCGCACUCUGCUACGCGUAUGCACUGUGGCCGUCCAGCGGCGGCUCGCGCGUCUUCGUGAGCUCGUCACCCACCGUCAAGCACCUCCCGGCCAUGCGGCGGCUCGCAGCGAUUCGGCCGUCGCCCAACGUCGAGCUUGGCAUGAGCCACACGGUUGUGAUCAUGUGCCAGACGUACUUGGCGCAGCUCAUGGCGUCGACGCUCACGCAAGGUGGCGUUGCGACCACUUACGGCGCCAUGGUGGUCCUCAACGCGACCGUGACGCCGAUCUUUCUCUUCACCAAGAGCGCGCGAUCCAAGCGCCUCCUCCUCGACCUCCUCGACGCGUUCCUCUCGUUUACGCUCACGAUCGGUAUCUCGCUCGUCAUGUUUCUUCUGCCGCUCUUCCGUCAUCAGUUCUUCUCGACCUGGGGCACGAACCACCCGUGCGAGUGGUAUGCGUCGUACCUUGGUGCGAUCCGCAUCUUCCUCGUCAUGCCGCCGCUGCAGCUGGCCUCGACUGUCGUGCCCAACCUCGUCGUCGUGCUCUCUCUGUGCCAGACGCUCUCGACGCUCCGGACGAUGCCCAUCAAGUUGCCGUCCCUGCGCACGACGGUGUCGCCGUCAAGCAGACUCAGCAUCUCGAGAGCCACCAAGUCGGGCCCCGAGGUCUGCCGUGCGUCGGCCUCUCUCUCGUCGCUCGUGCACAGUGCCAGCGGCGAGUGGCGAAAGCGCUUUACAUUCGACCAAGCCAACAUGCGAUUCGUCGUGACCAUCUUUUUCUUGAACGUUGCGUGGGGGCUUGCAGUUCUCGGGCUCUUGCUGCACGCGGUGUAUGUACCGAGGACGUGUCCGAGCUAUUGCGUCGCGAGCUCGCUUCCGUGGUUUGACGACGGGUGCUCGUGCAUUUACGCGCGCCUCCAGUGCGCGGUCGACAACGCCACGGUUGACGUCGACAGCUUCCUUACGGCGCACGCGCUCGGCACCAACGUUCUCAUUUUGAAGACCGUGGGCUGUCGCGCGCCACCGUUGCGCCACGUCAUGUCCUUUCCACGCCUGUUUCGACUGGACAUUGAAUUCUCCAAUAUGACGUCGUGGGACGUCCGGCAGCUCCCGCCGUCGCUGCGCAUGCUGAUCUUGCGCUACAGCAACCUGAGCUCCAUUCCGCCCGCGUUGCAAGCCCCCGGUGACGCGCUGCGCGUCCUGCACUUUAUCGGGUCGCCCGUCGGCGACGUGCCGGGGCCGGUGUGGGCCAACUGGACGCAGCUGACGACGCUGUGGCUGUCGGACACACAAAUGAGCCGCAUCCCAGACGCCAUCGCCGAUCUCACGAGUCUCGAGGAUUUGGUGCUGAGCGCGAAUCGGAUAACAUCGCUUCCGCCGUCGCUCCUGCAGCUGGCCACCCUUCGGCGUCUCGCGCUCGACAGCAACCCCAUCGCAACGUUCCCACAGGCGCUGUUGGAGGCCAAACCAAAGCUGGAGCUGGCGCUCGACCACACGCAGAUAUCAGCGGUCCCCGACUCGACCGUCGUGCGCGCUGCGAUAGCAUCCGGCGCCGUCCAACUACACGCGACGCCGUUUUGCGCAACGGCCGUCGGCGCGAGCUUUGCCUCCGGCGCGUGCUCACCGACGUGCUCGUCCACGUGCUCGGUGUUUCACUGGCGCGACGACUUCUGCGACCCGCUGUGCUACUCGCCGUCGUGCGCGUUCGAUGGCGGCGACUGCCCGAUGGUGUGA
Messenger RNA from Saprolegnia parasitica CBS 223.65, 1982 nucleotides. RefSeq lists its product as hypothetical. The coding region runs from base 42 to 1982 and encodes 646 amino acids. Gene Ontology annotation, molecular function: protein binding. Lineage: Eukaryota; Oomycota; Saprolegniomycetes; Saprolegniales; Saprolegniaceae. The transcript has a single exon. The record is from RefSeq and is a predicted model, not a curated record.